AUGGAUCAUACUGAAUGUAACAAUCGUAUAGAGUAUUUAAAUAAUCAAAAUUUAAUAUUAAAAAAUAAAAUAUUUGAAUUAGAAAGUUUAAAUGAAAAUCUAAAGAGUCAAGUAGAAUAUUUUCAAACUAAAUUUUUAGAAUCAAAUUUAAUGAGUGAAGGUAAAGAUAUUUCAUCAUGUUUAACAGAAAUUUAUAAUAGUCUCAGUUUAGAUAAUUCAUCAAAUAAUAGUAAUAAUAUUAGUAAUAGCAGCAGCAAUAAUAGUAAUAAUAGUAAUAAUAACAAUAAAAUAAUAAAUUUAAGAAACAAUUCAAAUAGAAACUAUAAAAUUAAUUUAACAGCCAAUACAAACAGUAAUAAUAGUAGUGCAAAUACAAGUCCAUUUAUUUGUUCAAAUAAUAGCGAUACAAGUAAUUACGAAUCUUUACCUCAAUUAAGUGAUAGUGAAAAUUCGUCACCUGUUUUAACAUCACAACCAUUACCAUCAACACCAACUACAAUUUCAACUACACCAUCAUCAUCAAAUCGACCACCACCACCACCAAGACCAGCAUUCUUAAGAAGCACUUCAGAUAAUUUUGAAGAUUUAAAUAAUAGUAGUAGUAAUAAUACACCAACAAAAGAGUUUUCAUCAUCUCAAACAUCAUCACCAUUAAAUAAGGGUUCAACUUGGUCAACUGCAGUAAUUCCCCUUAAAAUGAGAUCUGAAACCAUUGUACAACAAAAAUCACCAUACAGUCCAGAUACAACCUUAACAAAUUUAAAUAAUAAAUUAGUAAAUGAAUUAAAUAUAAAUAAUCAAAAUAAUCAAAAUAAUCAAAAUAAUAAUAAUAAUAGUAAUGGUUCAGUUGAAAGUCCAUCAAAAUUAACACCAAGAGGUGUUAGUAAUGUUUCAAGUUCCCCAACACAAUCACAAAUUGAUAGAAGAAGCAAAACCUCACCAUUCCCAGCAAAUGUUACACCACCACUCUCAUCUUCUGGUCAUUUGGUUAGAACUGCUUCAGCAAGUAGCGCCAAUGCAAUCAAGCCACAACAACUAAGUAAUAGUUGUAGUGCUAAUAUCACCUCUGCUAAUAAUAGUAGACCAUCCACACCUGUACAAAAUAAUAGUUUUUCAAUUGAAGCAACUGGCUCACCAUCCACACAAUCUGGUUUAUAUAAUCCCUUUGAAAUCACAGAAGACGAACCAGAGGUUUUAGAUGAUCCAAAGUUGGUUAUUGCUAAAGUUACAUCCGAUGGUGCAAGCUCCACUCCAAGCUUUAUCGUUAAAGGUGGAACCAUUGAAAAGUUAGUUAACCGCCUUAUUGCAAGACAUGACCCAGAUUUUGCCUCUGCUUUUUUACUUACACACAAAUCAUUUACAACUAGUGGUGAACUUUUGGAUCUCUUAAUAGAGUUUUAUUUAAAUAAUAAACCACUUGGCCACGCACCAUCCUUAUCAUCAUCAACUACCUCCAUAUCUUCAAUGGAUCUUACAAGUUCAACUGGUUCAUUCUCAUCUCAAUCUGAUGAAGUUAAAAGAAAAAGAGCUAUUCGUCUAAAGAUUACAAAUGUUAUUAAAUCAUGGGUCGAUAAACACUACUAUGAUUUUGAAGAGGAUAAGCAAUUAAUUGCCAAGCUUGACAACUUUAUCAAUACACACAUAAUGCAAGAUAUGGAUAAAAUCGGUAUCAAUUUAAAGAGAUUACUUUCAAAUGAUCGUAUUGUACCAGUCCCAAUUUUUUCUAAUGGUCCACCAGCACCAAUCCCACCAAAGAUCAAAAACGGUUCAGAGGUUUCAUUCAAAGAUUUGGACCCAACAGAAGUCGCACGUCAAUUAACACUCUUUGAGAGUGACCUCUUUAGAAAAAUUGGUGCCAAAGAGUGCCUUGGUCAAGCAUGGAACAAACAAGACAAAGAAGAAAAAGCACCAAAUAUUGUAAACUUUAUUAAAAGAUUCAAUCAAGUUUCAUCAUGGGUUGCCACUGAAAUCCUUAGACAAGAGAAACUUAAAGAUCGUGUUAGUUAUAUUAAAAGAUUUAUUUUAUUAGCCCAAAAAUGUAGAGAGCUCAACAACUUUAAUGCAACUAUGGAGAUUUUAUCUGGUCUUCAAAAUUCAUCAGUUUACCGUCUUAGAAAAACAUGGGAGCGUAUCGAAGCUAAACCAAUCCUUAAAAAUACCUAUGAUGAGCUUAUGUCUUUAAUGUCCAGUAACGCCAACUAUAAGAACUAUAUGCAAGAGCUCCACAAUAUUCAUCCACCAUGUAUACCUUAUUUAGGUGUUUAUUUAACUCAUUUAACUUUUAUAGAGGAUGGUAUGAAGAAUCAUUUAAAUCAAGAUGAAGAAAUUAUAAAUUUUGAAAAAUGUAGAAAAAUAUCAGUUGUCAUUAGAGAAAUCAAACAAUACCAACAACAACAAUACCAUUUAGAAACCGAAGAAAUUACUCAACGUUAUUUAAAUAAUUUACCUUCAAUUCAAUCUCAAAAAUCAAUGUAUAAACUAAGUUUAAUUUGUGAACCAAAAGAAAAGGAAUCUUCAUCUUUUGAUAGCGGUUAUGGAUCAAUUUCAGACAGACCCGAUAAAGUUAAAAAAGAAUUUUCGAUGACUUCAUUAUUAAAUUCAUGGAAAAAUAAUAACUAAAAAAAAAACUAAAAAAAUAAAAAAAUAAAAAAAAUGAUAAAAAUUUAUUGUUUUAACUUUUUUUUUCUUUCUUUUUAUUAGUUAUUAACUAAUAAAAAAAAAAAAAAAAAAAGUAUUUUGUAAAUAUUU
This is a messenger RNA of Dictyostelium purpureum, 2748 nucleotides long. RefSeq lists its product as uncharacterized. The record is from RefSeq and is a predicted model, not a curated record. The transcript has 2 exons. Gene Ontology annotation, cellular component: plasma membrane. NCBI's taxonomy places the organism in Eukaryota, Evosea, Eumycetozoa, Dictyosteliales, Dictyosteliaceae. The coding region runs from base 1 to 2619 and encodes 872 amino acids. Gene Ontology annotation, molecular function: guanyl-nucleotide exchange factor activity. Gene Ontology annotation, biological process: Ras protein signal transduction; positive regulation of GTPase activity.